CCCUUAUGAUAAAGGAUACCCAACUCCUAUAUAAGAUAUAAGAUCUGAGAUUAAGUAAGCUCUCGGUCAAUGGAUAAGCGGGCGAAAAUGUGUGAAUCGUCCGAAGAACGGCUACCAGUACCAGUACGAUUACCUCCCUUGCUAGCGUUGCAACGUUCCGUAAUGGACUACGGAUUUGAUCUGGAUUUCAACAGCGAUCCGCCUUCAUUAAUUGAGCCUGAGUGGGGGAAGGACUAUAAUAUCGGUCUCUAUGGUAGGAUUGGACUCCAAUGCCACAAUUUUCAAAAGGGAACAAACUUUAAGUUUAUACGCUGGGAGAAACAUAGUAUGCAGAUGACUGGAUCCAUGGACUUCUACGUAACUUUGGAGGCAAUGGAUCCGGCCAACGGCUCUGUCUUCUCUUUCCAAACGCUGGUAUGCGACCAAGGAGGUCCCAGACGAUUGGGUGCCAGACUUUCGUUGAUCAACAUAGUCUCCAGAAUAACUCCUAUUGGUAAGCAGCCUGUGGAUGAGUACUGGGACGAGGACACGCCUGCAAUACACGACUUCUACAAAGGUCCACUGCGCGAAUGGUUUUCAGAUGAGGCCUUGGCUUGUGACAGUAAAAAGUAUUACGUGGUGCCAGAAUCAGAGCUGCAUGACAAUGACUGGCUUCAACUUCUCAUGGAAGUCGCCUUCUUCUCCAAAGCAGAUCGUGGUUUGAAGGCUUACCUACCCUUGGAGCUCAACAGUGUUGUUGUGGAAACUCGUGAAGAUUACACAACAGAGGCGCGUGAGAAGCUUAAGGCUGAUAAUGCCAUCUUCUACAUAAGUUACAAGUGUUGCACCGAUCCUUCUUCCGUGACUUUGUCUGGUUAUCCCCAUGAUCCAACGACUUUGGCUGGUGAUCACCAUGCCGUUGUGAGGAAGACCAUGGAUGGGAAACCAGAACACAUGAUGCUUGAAGUUUCUCGCACCAAAAAACAAGAAAAAGAGUAGACAUUUGGAGCUCGUCUGUGUUACAUUUUAGCAGUUAUGUUUUUGCAAACUAUCUUUUGGAGCAUGUUUUAUUUAUUAUCUAUGUGGACGAUGCUGUGUGUGUUAGCUGGUAUUUAUGUAUUCAACUCUUUUUGGACUUAUAACUGGUGAGUGGGAUCGUUAUUUAACUUCA
Messenger RNA from Raphanus sativus (radish), 1150 nucleotides. Its product is annotated as UPF0725 protein At5g63820-like. The transcript has 5 exons. The coding region runs from base 70 to 978 and encodes 302 amino acids. Lineage: Eukaryota; Viridiplantae; Streptophyta; Magnoliopsida; Brassicales; Brassicaceae. The record is from RefSeq and is a predicted model, not a curated record.